AUGCAGCCAUCGGAGGUGAAUCAGUUUCUGAUUACGCUCACAAUUGUUGUUGCUAGCAUCGCCUUCUUACUCAUUUUGUAUUCAUACUGCCAUUACAAAUGUGGUUUUUGUCGACGAAAACAUAAACGUGCAGCAAAUUUGCCUGAAGUUCGUAUCACUAUGCACAACGAUGCCAAAACACCAUUGUCGAUGGAUUGCCCGGAUAUUGAUUUUAUCGAUUCACGGAAUACGAACGUCAUCUCUUCAACAGUGCGAGUGACAUCAGUCCACAAUGCACCACAUCAGCUAUGA
Molecule: messenger RNA, 291 nt
Organism: Angiostrongylus costaricensis
Lineage: Eukaryota; Metazoa; Nematoda; Chromadorea; Rhabditida; Metastrongylidae
Source: the annotation of a GenBank genome assembly